GUAUAAAACACCAGCCUACUUUCUUCUCAGUUUAUUAGUUGCAUGCAUGCUGAAACUAGAGGUGCUGAGGACAGUGGGCAUUCACGGAUUAUAGUUUGCCCUGGAUCUCGUAAAUAAACGCUGAUUGUCAAGAUGGAAACGUCCAAUGUCACACUUUUUGAUCCGCGAUGCAGGCAAGAGGCUCCGUACACUAUGGAGGUUCUUAUGCAGCUGGAUAUCUUUGGCAUUGUCCUUUUCUCUUUGCUGACUUUUAUGGCCACGGUGUCCAUGCUGGUUUUCAUUGAAGAAUGCGUCUACAUCUAUAAGAAAGUACCUCCAAAUAAGAAAGCCGUAAUCAUCUGGGUAACCGGAGGAGCACCGGUCAUUGCUACCACAUCUUGUUUGGGCAUGUGGGUUCCAAGGGCCACAAUGUUCACUGAUAUGACAUCAACCUCAUACUUUGCAAUUGUGAUGUUCAAGUUCCUGAUUCUCAUGAUUGAAGAGGUCGGAGGAGACAAAGCAUUUCUCAAACACUCAGAGAAUAAGUCAUUUAAGAUCAGCACAGGACCUUGCUGUUGCUGCUGCCCGUGUCUGCCAGACGUCCCCGUCACACCACGAUCUCUGUUCAUACUGAAGCUGGGGUCUUACCAGUUUGCAUUGCUGAAAUUUCUGUUAAGCAUCCUUUCUAUAGUCCUCUGGACAAAUGGCAACUUCAGUUUAGGUGAGAUGUCAUCCAGUGGCGCAGCCAUAUGGAUAAACUGCUCUAUAGGCGUUAUCAUGAUUAUCGCCCUUUGGCCUGUUGCAAUCAUGUUCAUGCAUGUGCGAGUGGCAUUACGCACCCUUAAAAUAAUCCCGAAAUAUGCCAUGUAUCAGUUGGUGCUGAUUCUCAGCCAGCUGCAGACUGCUAUCAUCAACAUACUGGCAAUGAAUGGGACUAUUGCCUGCGCUCCACCCUACCCAUCCCAGUCCCGUGGAUACUUAAUGAGCCAGCAGCUGUUGAUCGUGGAGAUGUUCAUCAUCACGCUGGUGACCCGUGGUUUAUAUAGACGUCAGUAUGACCCCAUACCAGAACUGGAUGAUGCUGAGGAGACAAAGAUUGUCUUAACCUCAAAAACACCCGUCAAUACUGCCUGAGAAGAGGAGACUGUUGUGUGUUUGAGGCUGGUUUGUUGAAAAAAAGUAAUUUGUGAACAAUGGCGAUCAUUAACUUCGUAUUUUCUAUAUAUGUAUGUAUAUUCUAUUAUCUAACAUUGUGCCAGAUCUGUUUUUUAUUGACGUUACUGUGAAUUAUUGGAAUGCAGAAUUUGACUGUAGAGCCAUUCAACCAUGGCUUUGAUGGCUCUGAUAUUGAUGUUUACACUUUAUGUUGGGUACGUCAAUCUGGAGAAUCAGGAAUACAAGGGAUUAGUCGAUCUUGUGAGUCAUGGUGCACAAUUCUGAUGAAUUGAGAUAAAAUGAUUUCUAUGGCUUGAUAAUAGGCUGCAUAAAGGACUUUUGGAAUUGUAUAAAGAUCAGGAAUCAUUUAUGUUGCUAAAUUUUAUGGUAAUAUAAACUCAUUGUACUGUAAAGUCUGUCACCUCCUAUCGUCGAAUACAGAUUUUUCCAGUAAUCAUGUCA
Molecule: messenger RNA, 1596 nt
Organism: Labeo rohita (rohu)
Lineage: Eukaryota; Metazoa; Chordata; Actinopteri; Cypriniformes; Cyprinidae
Gene: slc51a
Product: solute carrier family 51 subunit alpha
Exons: 8
Coding region: 133-1113 (326 amino acids)
Biological process (GO): transport
Molecular function (GO): transporter activity
Source: RefSeq, a predicted model, not a curated record